UCAUAACAGCAUCAUCCUGUUCAUCGCUCUUCCUUUAGUCUUUUAACAAUUUACUGGAGUUUCAUCUCCUGACUUUCAAAGCUGUUUGACGCCUUUAACAAUGCUCCCAUCAGUCUGUAAGGAGACUCUUUGUCUUAAGAAAACUUUGUGCAGCAGUUUUGUUGAUGAAAAUGCCUGAGAUACAGUAAGCAAGUGCAGCUCACAGUGCAGGGGCAAGGCAGAGGAUUAUGUUGGCUGCCAGGAUCACAGCAGCACUUAUCUUUGUCAUGGUGCAAGGCUCUGGAGCCAUGGCCCCAGGAGCAGCUUGCUGGGAUGAACGUCUGUCACACGAGGGAAAAAACAGCAGCUGCGUGGAUUCAGAUUCAGUCCAGCCUUUCCUCGUUUUCGGUCAUGGUAAAGCCCUUCACAGAAUGGACUUGGAUGGGAGGAACCACAGAAGAGUUUUGGCUGGUGUGGGAAGUGCUAUCCUGUUUGAUUUCCAUUACAGGAAAGAGGAAAUUUACUGGGCCAACAAAAACACUGGAGUCAUCUACAAAACAUCAGUGAUGGGAGCUAAUAAACAGAAACUGUCCUCUGACAAACACAUAUCAGGACUGGCAGUGGACUGGAUUGGGAAUGGUUUAUACUGGACAAGCCAAGAAAAGGGAAAAAUUAAGAAAAUGGACCUUAAUGGAAAAAAUGAAAAAACUCUUCUAAGACACCUGAUCCAACCAAGUUCUAUUGCUCUUGAGCCAAUAAGCAGAAUUCUAUUUUGGCAGUCUGUAGGGACAACUCCAUGCAUCCAACGGUCUGAUAUCAAUGGACGAACAAUAACAACCCUUAUUAAAAUAACAAAGAAAAUAAAGGCACUGUCAGUUGACAGACAAGACAAAAGGCUGUUCUGGAUUCAGUUAGGUUUGCAAGGAGAAUGUGCUAUUGUCUCAUGUGAUUACAACGGAAACAGCGUUCACAUCAUUGACCAGGCACUAAGGUCUCAGACUUUGGGAAUAUCAGUUUUUCUGGAAAACGUAUACUACACUGAUGCUUCAUCUAAGGUUAUAAAAGAAGUAAACAAAUACACAGGUGGAAGGACAGUAGAUGUCAACAAAAAGCAAAUGGCUAAACCCCCAGUAGGGGUUAAGGUGGUGCAUGCCCUCAACCAGCCUUUGGAGGAUUCUAAUUCAGCAUUUACAGGUUGUGACCCUCAGGGUGGAAACUGCCUAAGCAUUUGCUCUAAUUCAGCAGAGCCAGGAUUAUGCCAAUGUGCUGAAGGUUUUGCACUUAGCAAGGAAGGCACUCACUGCGAAGAUGUAAAUGAAUGUGCCCACUGGAACCAUGGCUGCUCUCUUGGCUGUGAAAACAUCCCAGGCUCUUAUUUCUGUACUUGUCCUAAAGGAUAUGCCCUCUUACCAGACAGGAAAACAUGUGGAGAAAUUACACAGUGCAAAGGAAAUGUGACAAAGUGUGGCCAUGGAUGUCUGACAACAGACAAGGAGCAGAUCUGUGUGUGUCCUGAAGGAUCGGUACUACAGAGUAACGGACAGGCCUGUACUGGCUGCUCAUCACCAGACAUGGGGGGCUGCAGUCAGCUCUGUAUUCUAAUCAGCCCUAGUAGAUGGAAAUGUGGCUGUCAGCCUGGCUACCAGCUCCAUCAAGAUGGUAAAGGAUGCAUUGCAACUGGACCAGCACCUUAUCUGCUGGUUGCUAACAAAGAAGAUAUAAGAACAAUUAAUCCUGAUGGUACUGAUGGUAUUAUUCUGGUAGAGGAGCCCAGAGCAUCAGUCACAGCUUUGGACUAUGAUCCCGUCCAGAAUAACGUGUACUUCACAAGUAUAAGCCAAAAGACUAUUGAGCGGAUCAAUAUAAAUGGAGGAUACAGAGAGAUUGUUGUAUCAGAGGAUCUGAAUUCACCAGAAGGACUGGCUGUUGACUGGAUCAAUCGUAGGAUCUACUGGACUGAUACUGGCCGGGCAUCGGUUGACUCCAUUACCUUGGCUGGUCUAAACAGAGAAGUUAUUGUCAGCAAAGGUCUGGAAAAACCCAAAGCUAUUACAGUCCAUCCUUUGGCAAAGAAGUUGUUUUGGAUUGACAUAGGAGUCCAUCCAGUUGUAGAAACAGCCUCUUUGGAAGGCACAGCAAGAACUAUAAUUGCAAGCACUGACCUUGUAUUACCAAGUGGCCUGACCAUUGAUUUCACUGAGGAUCGUCUGUUUUGGUGCGACCAGCAGAGAGGUGUGGUGGAGACAGCAGCUCUGGAUGGCUCAGACCGGAGGAUGCUGCCAGAAAACCAAGUAGGUCGGCCAUUCGAUCUUGCAGUAUUUGAGGACCAGCUCUGGAUUUCAGAUCAGAAAAACCAGGCACUUAGAAGUAUACACAAGCGAACUGGAAAGGGACUCCAAACCAUUCACAGCAAGAUGUUCCAACCAGCAUCCAUUGUAGUGGUGCACCCUCUUGCUAAACCAGGGACGGAUGUUUGCCUCCAUCAUAAUGGUGGUUGUACUCAGGUGUGUGAAAGCAAACUUGGAUUUGCUCACUGUUCCUGUCUGCCUAGCUACAUCCUUUCAGCUGAUGGGAAAACAUGCAGGCCUGCUGAUUCGUCUAAUAUAACAGGUAAAUCCAAAGCUGCAUGUCCUGAGAUGUUUACUUUUAGAUUCAGAAUCAAAUUGAUUGAUUUGUUGUUUCCUAAAGGCAACAUGCUCAGUGUGUUUACAGAAAAAAUGGUUUCAGACCAAAGUGUGUGUUCCUCUCUCCGCUGUGGUGUGAAUGCACAGUGUCUGCUGCAGGCUAACAGCCCCACAUGUUUAUGUGUGGAAGGUUUCACAGGUGAUGGACAGUUGUGCAUGGAUAUCGAUGAAUGUAAACUGGGAACACACAACUGCAACAGAAACACAGAAUGUCAAAAUACCCUGGGGAAGUUUUUCUGCAAGUGUCAGGCCGGACAUAACAGCAAUGAACAAACAUGUCAAGACCCUGAAACUACAUUAUCAGUGACCACAGGCCGACCUGCUGAUGUCACUUUCCAGCACCACAACAGUAAUUCAGCUGAGAGCUGUCCUUCUACCCAUGAGUCAUACUGUCUGUACCAGGGUGUCUGCUUCUACUUUCCUGAGAUGGAUACAUAUGCCUGCAACUGUUUGCCAGGCUACGUGGGAGAACGUUGUCAGUUCAGUGACCCAGAGUGGUGGGAGCUACAGCAGACUGAGGAAGAGAAGAAGAGGAACGUGGUCAUUGCGGCCUGCAUGGUGGGGCUCAUCUCCCUACUCUCCAUCACUGCCUGUGUCACCUACUGCUACGGAACAAAGAAAUUCUGCAAACACCCUUCGGUGGAUAAUGUGAGUGAGAGCAGUGUGACAGAAGAUAGCAUGUCAGUAGCAACUAGUUCCAGUACACCUCAGAUUUACAUGCUGAUUGAAAACAGUCUGGAAGGAAAACUUCCUGCCCUGGCCUGCCCCAGGAGAGCCAUCUGUCCGUCGUGCUCUUCAGAAACAAGUGACACCCAAGGGUCUGAAGAGUCGGACACACUGUCCAAACACAACAGAGGCUACGAGUGUUCCAUGAUGUCGGCUGUUGCCGUGGAUAUCAGGGCCCCUGUCGACUGUCAGCGCAGUCAUUCGGUGUCAAAUACAUAUUCUUGUACAACUUUUAAACCGGCCACUCUCUCAGACCACCACCCCAGAGGUGGAGUGUCCUAGGACCCCAGAGAUUGAUACCAUGUUACAGUGAAAACUCCAGGCCACAGCUUUUUAAAUCUGUCCAUGUCUGUGCUGGUUUUAUGUGUCACAUGUGUGGGUGAAAAGUUUGUCUUGUACAUAAUGUUUCUAUAUUAAUAAAUUGGUAUGUAAGUAAGUAAGUUAGCUUAAAAAAUACACAUACUAAGACUAAAAUCUAGUCUAAUUUUGCCCAAAGUUAUGCAUAAAAGACAAAUUAUACAUGUCUGCUCUCUCUUCUUUUUUCUCUUCUCUAUUGAACAUGAUGUCAUUUUUUUUUAUUAUAAUCUUAUAGAACUUAGGUGCCUAAUCAGGAGUAGAUUGGUAUAUAUAAACAAUCCACUCAGAGCUUAAUGGAAACAUUUGUGAUUUUUUUAACUGAGUAUAUUUAUGCACUCAUUAAAUGCAGUGAUUUCCCCAUAUUUGUUGUAAAUAGGGCAGCACAUUCUACAGCUUCAUAUGCCACAGAGGAUUUGCUUUAACACUAAGGAAAUUAUAGACAGUUUAUAAUAAUCAAACACACACAUACACACACACUGGGUUUUAGAAAUUAAAUACAAACUAAAGAGAAGAUCUAAGUAUUUAGCUACAGUAUAUUCAAAUUUAGCAUGAAUAUUUAUAUCUCUAACUUAACUAGUGUUUAUCAAACUCACAGGUUUCUUUUCAUCAGAUUGUAUUUGUUAUCAGCUCCAUUUUCUUACUCUGAAAAUAGCAUUUCUUCAAUAAAAACUUUGAUUUCAUAAAUAAAACUGCUUUUUUUAACUCCAUUAAACCAUCCCAUUUCCAUUUAAAAAACACAUUCUGUUAAAUUGUUGUGGUAUAAUUGAAAGAUUAUGUUGACCAUUAACAGCAGUCUCUGUCUCAUUGCACCUCAUCAGACUUCUUUAAAACUCUUCAAAGACAAUGUAUUUCUAUUCUCCUCCAAAUCUAACGCUCUAGUGGUGCUGGUACCGAUGCUGCUACACUCCAUCACCACAGACCCAUCUGUCCUCUGGCGUCUCAGUCCCUUAC
Cynoglossus semilaevis (tongue sole) is the source of this 4697-nucleotide messenger RNA. RefSeq names its product epidermal growth factor (gene egf). NCBI's taxonomy places the organism in Eukaryota, Metazoa, Chordata, Actinopteri, Pleuronectiformes, Cynoglossidae. Gene Ontology annotation, biological process: epidermal growth factor receptor signaling pathway; positive regulation of MAPK cascade; canonical Wnt signaling pathway. Gene Ontology annotation, molecular function: growth factor activity; Wnt-protein binding; calcium ion binding. Gene Ontology annotation, cellular component: plasma membrane. The record is from RefSeq and is a predicted model, not a curated record.